CCAUUGUUAUUCAGCGAAGCGUUUGACAGCUUGACAAUAGAAACAUAAAAUAAUGCCUCAAACCAUGUGUUGCGUUCCCUUUUGUUCACGAAAAGGUCGACACAAGUUCCCGAAAGACAAACAACGUCAAGCAGCAUGGGUACAAGCUAUUCGACGGGUGAAAACAAAGUUCGAAAUCUGGACUCCAUCCGAAUACUCGUACGUGUGUGAAAACCACUUCACCGAAGAUGAUUACCACACAAUAACAUAUGCAGGAAAUGAAAGACGUAAGCGGGCAUUGCGAAAAACAGCUGUCCCUAGUAUUUAUUCCUGGAAGAACAAGGCGACUGUUGCUAAGAGCCAGGAGAGAAAGGAACGUCGUCUAGAAAGAGAAAACCGGAAACGUAAGCUGUUUGAAGAUGUAACAAAUAUGGAACAGUCUGGUGAAAACACAAGCUUUGAACCAGAGUACAUUGCCACAAAAAUUGACAUUGUUACCUCUGAUAUCGAUGUGGGUGCUAGCAAAGAAGUUGUGACACAGCAGAAAUGUGUCGAGCAAAUAAUCUCGAUCACAGAUGAAAAGGUGACAUUUAUGGACUCAUUUGUACAAACAGAGUGUGAAACGGAAGAUGCGGCAAUACAAACAACAACUACACUUGCAUUUAGCAUCAACAAGUUCGAGGAUGAUGAAGCUGCUGUUCAUUUCUACACUGGACUCGAAAAUUACAUGAAGUUCUUUUUUGUUUUGAACACACUCGGACCAGCAGCAUACCAUCUUAAUUAUGUGUAUCAUUCUAUAACAAGUAUAAGUGUUGCUGAUCAAUUUUUUAUUACGUUGAUUAAAUUAAGGCGACACAUGACAAACUUUGAACUGUCGCGAUUAUUUAAUGUUUCGGAAAGUGUUGUGUCAAACAUUUUUAUUACGUGGGUCUUGUUCAUGGAAAAACAGUGGAAAGAAAUUAACAUUUGGCCAUCACAAACUUUAGUCCACUAUUUUGCUCCAAGCAGCUUCAAGAGACUGUACCCCAAAACACGGAUUAUAAUUGAUGGUACUGAGUGCCCAAUUAAAAAGCCGAAGAAUCCAACAGCUCAACAAGCCACUUUUUCGACUUACAAGAACCGAAAUACAGUUAAGGUUUUGGUUGGCAGUACCCCUGGCGGUCUUAUUUCUUAUGUGUCUCCAGCCUAUGGGGGUGCUACAAGUGAUAGGCAAAUAGUUGAACGGAGUUCACUGACCAGGCUUUGUUCCAAAAGUGACAGUAUAAUGGCUGAUAAAGGUUUCAAUGUGCAGGACAUUUUUGCACCACAUGAUGUGCAUAUCAAUAUACCAACCUUUUUUAAGAAGCAAAAUAGAAUUUCGAAUGAAACUGCUAUUAAAGAUAGAAAAAUUUCAAGUAAACGUGUUCAUGUAGAAAGAAUUAUUGGGCUAGGAAAAACAUACAAAAUUUUAACUGAACCUUUGACUAGCACAGAGACUAAGUUGUCAUCAGAGAUAAUUUUUGUUUGUUUCAUGCUAUGUAAUUUCAGGAAUGGCAUAGUGUCUACAUAUGCUUAAAGAAUAGCUACAAUCAAAGUUUUGUAUGCAGCUAAGAGGAU
This is a messenger RNA of Dreissena polymorpha, 1575 nucleotides long. RefSeq lists its product as uncharacterized. Bases 53 to 1534 code for a protein of 493 amino acids. The transcript is spliced from 2 exons. NCBI's taxonomy places the organism in Eukaryota, Metazoa, Mollusca, Bivalvia, Myida, Dreissenidae. The record is from RefSeq and is a predicted model, not a curated record.